AUGGAACCCAGUAUCCAGCGUCUGCUCAGUGAUAAACUCUACGACAAACGCAAGACUGGUGCUUUAGAACUUGAAGCCUCCAUUCGCAAUGCAGUAGCAGAGCAGCACACGGAGCGCAUCCCCAAGAUCCUCCGCCAGCUCGUCCACGACUACGCCUACGCAGUCCACCAGCCUCACGCCCGCAAUGGAGGUCUCAUCGGCCUCGCCGCCGCAGCCAUUGCGCUCGGCUCCUCCGUCUCCCCCUACCUCUCUCUCAUCGUCCCUCCCGUGUUGGCCUGCUUUUCCGACCAAGAUGCUCGAGUUCGAUACUAUGCGUGCGAGUCGAUGUAUAAUAUUGCGAAGGUGGCCAAGGGCGAAAUCCUCAUCUACUUCAACGACGUCUUCGAUGCCUUGUGCAAGCUGGCUGCCGAUACGGAGCUGAGCGUGAAGAAUGGUGCGGAACUGCUGGAUCGACUGGUGAAGGACAUUGUCAGCGAGAGUGCGGCAACCUACGCGAGUAUCGUCGUCGAUCCCGCCGCACUCCAGGAUGAGACGCUGGCCGAUGAUGAAGAAGAGACGGGAACAUCAUCAGCGGGGCAACAGACGGCAUUCAGCCUGCCGAGAUUCAUUCCGCUGCUGACGGAGCGUAUCAACGUGAUGAAUCCCUUCACCAGGACAUUUCUGGUCUCUUGGAUCACUCUUCUCGACUCCAUCCCCGAUCUUGAGCUCGUCGUCUAUCUUCCCAGCUUCCUUGGCGGACUGCUGAAGUUCCUUAGCGAUCCCAAUCAAGAUGUCCACACCACUACAAAGGUCGCGCUGGAUAGAUUUCUUGCCGAGAUCAAGAAGAUUGCUGCGGUCAAGAAGGGCAUUGCGGAAAAUCGGCGGAGCAGAGAGCUCUUGAGGAAUGCCAGUGCCGAAUCUGUGGCGGUGGAGAGUCCAACGAUGAGUGAGAAGGCCGAGAGGGAGGACCAUGAUGAGGAUCAGAAACCCAGUUCUCCGGCACAAUUUGAAUCCCUGCCUACCGAUGUGGAAGAGAAAGGCGCCACGGAUGGAGAAUCGUCUGUAACCGCCGCAGAAGGCCAGCAAGACGAUGCAGACGAAGAUGAGGACGACGACGAGGACGAACUCAACGAUGCUGGCGUGGACGAGCACGACUUUGAAGGAGAGUGGAUCCCCGGUCAGGACGUCACCAUCGACUAUCAAAAGAUCCUCGACAUCCUCCUCAACUUUCUCGCCCACUCAUCUUCCAACGCCAACUCCUCGCCUCAGUCCCACUCCUCCGGAUCGAGCGAGCGCGAGAUUCAAACCACCACUCUCCGAUGGAUCGAAAGCUUCCUCAACAUUUGUCCAGAAGACAUCCUAGUCUUCACCCCGAGGCUACUGGCGCAAGUCUUACCAGCAUUGAGCUCUGAUGUGGAGAAGGUGCAAGCAGCGGCGAGUCGGGUCAAUGAAAAGUUGACGUCUCUGGUAAUGGACUUGCCUGCUGAGCCAAAUCAUACCAGCAUAGAUGGAGGGCCGGUUGAUCAAACAGCGGGGAGCGCGGGGAGUCCUCAGUCAUUCGGAGGGAUGCCGGCAGGCGCAGUGACAGCUCCGGGCGGUACGAAAGGCGUCAACGGGAUCGACAAGCCUUCGUCAAACAUUCCCCUUCCUCCAAAGCCAGCGACGUUGAGAAGCCAAACAAGUCCCGAGCGGAUUCAGUCUCUCUCGCCAGCCCAGGAUGUGCCGGCCCCUGAAACACCAACAACGGCAGAUUCAGCUGAGGCCGCACCAAAUGGAGAUCAUUCCGCUCGGACAGAUCUCGACUACGAAGCGGCUGUCAACGCUCUGACCAAGCAGUUCUUGCAUUCACACGAAGCCACGCGAGUAGCCGCGCUGGCCUGGCUGAUCAUGCUCCAUCGUAAAUCGCCCCGUCGGAUCCUCGCAAUCCAAGAUGCCACCUUCCCCGCUCUCCUCAAAACCCUCAGCGAUCCCGCAGAGGCCGUGGUCACCCGCGACUUGCUGCUCCUCUCUCAAAUCAGCAAGAGCAGCGAUGACAGCUAUUUCUCGUCGUUCAUGGUCAACCUCCUUAAGCUCUUCAGUAACGAUCGCCGGCUCCUGGAAACGCGGGGAAACCUCAUCAUCCGCCAACUAUGCCUCAGCUUGUCGGCGGAGAAAAUUUACCGCACGCUCGCCGACUGCCUCGAGCGCGAAGAGUACAGCGAGGACAUCGAGUUCGCGUCAAUCAUGGUUCAGAUGCUAAACAAUAAUCUCAUCACCGCACCAGAAUUGCAAGACCUCCGCAAACGCCUCCGCAACCUCGACACAAGAGAAGGCCAGACCUUCUUCACCGUCCUCUUCCGCGCCUGGUGCGUCAACGCCGUCGCCACCUUCUCCAUCUGCCUGCUCGCUCAGGCUUACGAGCAGGCUUACCACCUCCUGCAGAUCUUCGCCGAGCUGGAAAUGACCGUCACCAUGCUCAUUCAAAUCGACAAGCUCGUGCAGCUGCUCGAGUCGCCCGUAUUCACCUACCUGCGCAUGCAGCUCCUCGAACCCGAGCGCUACCCGCACUUGUACAAGUGUCUGUACGGGGUGUUGAUGCUGCUUCCGCAGAGUUCCGCGUUCGCCGCACUGAAGAACCGCCUCAAUAGUGUGAGCGCUAUUGGCUACCUGCAUAUUGCCCCUCGCGGUGGAGCCGGAGGUGGCGUGUCUGGCUCAACAGGUUCAACAAGCAGCGCGGUGUCGACUUUCGAACGGCAGAAUCGGUUGAAGGGCAGGGAAGAGGGCACGAUCCGGUGGACGGAGUUGCUGGAGAAGUUCAAGGCGACGCAGGAGAAGUUGCGGCGCGCGCAGCGGCGCUUGCUGGUCGGCGAUGAGGAUGAAGAGGAAGAGGAGCGGAUUGAGGCUGCGAGGGCAGAGGGGAAGAGAGGAGGGGAGUAUGUGCUUGCAAGUGCGGUGGGCAGUGCUGGGUUGAACAGUGGUACUGGUAGCAGUGGCGCGCCGCGAACCGUGUCGGCGCAGAGCUAUCAUGGGCAAUCUUCGUUGCAGCUCGGCGUGGCUGCUUCGCAGGCUGGUCGGGAUGCGAAGGGCAAGGAGGCGGGCGGUGGGCAGGCAAGUGGUGGGAAGGCGAAGAGUGGAUUUAGUCACUUGGGGCGGUUGGCGGCGGCGGGGAGGAAGAAGGAGAGGAAGGACAAGUGA
This is a messenger RNA of Neohortaea acidophila, 3153 nucleotides long. Its product is annotated as vacuolar protein 14 C-terminal Fig4p binding-domain-containing protein. The transcript has 2 exons. Lineage: Eukaryota; Fungi; Ascomycota; Dothideomycetes; Mycosphaerellales; Teratosphaeriaceae. The record is from RefSeq and is a predicted model, not a curated record. Bases 1 to 3153 code for a protein of 1050 amino acids. Gene Ontology annotation, cellular component: endosome membrane; PAS complex; fungal-type vacuole membrane. Gene Ontology annotation, biological process: positive regulation of kinase activity; phosphatidylinositol biosynthetic process.